AUGUCAGGCCCUGGACCUUCCAAGAAUACCGCACAGGAUUCCCCGCAGGUCCGAAUCUCUUCUCAGGGGAUUCGUGGAAAGGAUGCCCAAAGAGCAGGCCGCAACGAGGAGCAACUCGGACAGAGGUCACAGAUGAGGAUGCGUCGAAGACCCACGAACACGAUGCGGGAUCCAAUACUGCAAUCAAAUACCCUCAGUCGAGAGAUCCCUUUCGCGCACAUGCGCGUCCAUUUCGAAGACUUUGCGAAGGAGCUGCGUCUGCACCGCCAUCACGAACAUCGAAAACGACUGCUUUCCCGUCGACAUUACCAUCUUCAGAAUGCGGUGGCGCUGUCCUCCCGCUUAUACCGAGUCGGAGAAUGGCUUCAUACUGGGGUUGUGGCAAUAUCUUGCCAGUCCGAUGCGAAUGGCUUCGCAAGAGUGCACCAACACUUGCAGGAGCUUUCCGACUCGUGCAUUUCUCACUGGAACCAUGAGAUCAACACCUUUCAAGAAACGCCUGCUACAGGCUCUUCGGUCAAAGCAUCGUUUCUCGCAAAUUUACCCAUUUCCUCUCAGCAGGACUGCAUCGAGCUGAUUCAGACUCUACGAAGCAACCCCAGAUUUUUGGUUGAAAGAUUUAGAGCACUAUCUCCUGCUCAAAUAUCUUCCCUCUCUACAGCGCCAAAAUAUCAAAAGCUUUCUGAAUCUGUCUUGACGUCUUUGUCGCAGAACAGGGGACGAGGCUCGCAGAAACGCCGUGUUAAGGCCUAUUCCAAAGAGCUCGAAGACUACGCCUCUUCUUUUGAACGAUCGAAUCCUUUGUCUUUCUUAAUUCACAAUGUAUAUGGUUCAUAUGGGGAUAUUCAGAGCGAUGAGAGCCGACUGCGACUUUAUACGUGGUCUACGAUUUGUGCAACACUGAUGAGCGAAUUUGAGCAAGCCUUCCACGCCAUUCUGACCCACGUCCUUCGCACAUUUGCAGAUAUGUAUGAGUGGCAGAUAAAAGAGCGUUUAGAACUUUUCUUGAUGUCCUUCCUGCAGAAAGGCGGAUUCUUGCUGGAGAUGAUCGACAAUCCGACACUGUCGCUUCAACAUGAACUGGCUUUCUUGGAUCCUUUCAGCACACAGGAAGCUCGAGACUUUCUGGAGACCGCGGUCAAAGAGCUCUUCGAGAUUCUAGGCUGCGAUGGGGGCAUCCCUUCGGCUGCGCUUGCUUUGGGCCGUGCCAUAAUUGGGAAACUUCCUACAAUGGAACUCCAGAGUCAAUUUCGUGGCACCUUCUUUUUCCAGUGGUAUUUGAGAGACUUCCUACGACAUAUAAUAGAAUUUCCAGAGGAGGAAAAACUGCUACACCAAUUCCACGUCAGUGAUAAGGCAAGGUCGCAUCUGCUGCACAAGCUAUGGGAUCGUGCUUCCGCCGGUGCGGAAGACGCCUUCAGUCCAAUAGCCUCCGAACAGCUUGACAGUGGAGUGCGGGACUGUAUACUGUCUAUGAUCAACCAACUGCAUCCGGACACCGAGUGUUCUGAUCCUUAUCAAGCAAGAAAUUCUCGUGCCGGUGCCUCAAUAGCAUCUCUGUCGAUCUGUGCAGCAGACAUUGCUCAUAUUCUCGAAGCACUAAGUCCCCAGUUUAUUCACACGUCGAGUCCGUGGGAUCCGUUCUUGAGCUCAUCGCACUCUACUUUCAGUAUGCAAUACAGUGGAGCGAGCAGCAAGUUCGACAAAUUGCGGCGACGUAUUCUGGACUCCGUUGAACCGGGUCAAUCUUCCAAGAGCGUCCAUCCCUGUCAGGAGAAUUGGGCCUUACUCUCGAUCUCGGACAAAGGUCAUUUAUAUGCCUUCACGGAUGACUGGUCUAAGGACGCCUCGUGGAGGAGCCACAGCUUGCGAGAUCUUCAGAUAGUUGAGGAAGCCGCACUCCGCCUGGUCGAAGGUGUCUCCUCAGUCCCAGAGCAAGACCUUCCGACUGGCCCCGGUCGCCUGUCAACCUCCAAAGAAUCUAGCCUGUGCGCCAUGUUUGCGGAACAAGCAAGCAUAGCUCGCAUCAAGACCGACAGUAUCAUGUCCAUGUACUGGGACGACGCGCUAACGUUUCUCAAGCGCCAUUAUCCGCUAACAGUAUGGACAGGGGACGAUACCAGGAUUUUGGGACCAUUCAUCAAGAGGCUGAAGAGCGACGAAACGGAGAUUGUCCGUGACUGCCUGCAUCUGGAAAAAGACGUCGCUCAAUUAGAGGCAUCGUAUGGGCUCGCUCUGUCGAAACUAUCGCAGCUUUCUGCUUGGCUCGACAAAUUGCGUACCAAACUUUGGUACAAGCUGGACGUCGUGGAUUCCAAAGCUUGCGAAGACGCAAGGAAUAUAUCGAUGGCUCUCAACAACAUGGCAGCAUCGCGACUUCGAGUCUUUGUCCCUUCUCAAGCAGGAGGCACUUCGCCAGGGUCAAGCCGGCCAGGCACAGCUGGUACAACUGCCUCGUCACGGUUUGAACAAUCAAGAGUAGACACCAUUAGCAUGUUGAAAGCCCCAUCAGAGUAUGGCGGGCCUAAGAAACUCUCCGAUGCGCAGAUUGAGAUAACCAAAAGAUGGCUCGAACGUAAUCAUCUCGACAAUUUCUGCAAGGGCGAAGAACGAAUCCAUCGAUUCUGUAUGGAGAUCAAGGUUGCCACACGAAAACUUGUUGGUGAAACGCUUACAGAUAGCCCAGUGCUGUGGUCAAGCGAGCUUUUCAGCCUGGAGAAGUCCUUCUAUGAUAUACAUGCUGGGACGAUUUUUAGUACCCAACCGAGCACACGACCUCCGAGCGUCUGGAGUGAGCCUCUCUCGUCGGCCUGGAUCCCAUCUCGGUCGCGGCCCGGAGGGUCAAGGGCAUCCUUCCACAGUCAAGGCUCUGGCAGGCUUGGAAGUGAUCUUGCGUCCCUCAUUAGUUCGCCCGGCCGUGCGGCGACUGUAACCACACUAGAAUCUGGCAGCAGCUUCUGGUCGCCACCUCAAUCCAAUCCGAGAUCGGUGACUUCGGCGUCCUCAUUGUCCAGACCAGCAUCAACUUUCGAGGACAUGGGCUCGAAUCGUCAGCCAGACCACACCGAGAAAAAGGCUGCCUUCUUGGACAGAAUUCAGCAGGACUUGACUUGCCUGUUACUUUCUGACCUUGCCUCACCAGUAUGGAGUUGUGGAAGCGAGACAGACGCUUGGAUGGCAUCAACAUUACAGGCUUCGAAUAUCGUGCAACGAAUUGGCCAACGAGGUGUUAUGGCACGACUCCUGGACGACCGCGAUUUCGGGCCGAGCCAGACCAACCAGAGGGCUGCAGCCAUACGGAAGCAUAGAAGUCAAAGUGCAGCUCCUGGACGAAAGGGCGCUUUGACUAGCGCCUUAACGACUGGUCCAGAUGUCCUUCAAGAAGCACUGAAUGGUGCAAGCAUAGAGCUACGAUCGACGACCUUCUCCUACAAGUACGCAUUCGAAGAUGUUAUCUGGAGGAUAAGCGAGCAUGUGGACCCAAGUCAGAAGCUCAAGGCAAUUCAGGAUUUCAUGACCCUGUCGCAGGCUCUCCGACGCGACCUGAAAGCCCUCGCCGACAAAGACUCGGAUCUUAAACAGCCGGAGCAGUCGGACCCUACAACUCCACGGAGGCGCAGUCUCGAUCCUAACGCCCUUACAUCGAGCGGUCGGCGGAAGCACCGGACGAUGACAUCUCCUGAAAUCGCAGAGAAGGAGGACAAUACCGAGAGCGAAACCGUUGAUUUCUUGAAGAGAAUUUUGGUCGUUCUACGCCCGAAGACGAUAUUUCGGGAUCUGCAAUAUGUUGCAGCAUUCGUAUCGUCUGAUACACUGGAUGACACAGAUCUAGGACGAGCAUUUCUUCAGGUUGGACUGGCUUCCCUCGCGUGGAAGGACGAGGUGUGUCGAGCUAUGGUCGAUGUUGCUGACCGAAUAGUUGCCCGGGAUUCUAUUAAGCGACCAGUGCGCCAUGGAGAACGGAGUGAACCGUCUGUUCUUCGAGCCGCGGACUAUUGGGUCAUUGCAGCGCGGGAGGGCAAUGCCAUUGCCCAACGAGAGCUGGCGAGUCUAUACCUGACACAUCCUGAGGUGCUACCGAUUGUUAGCUUGCCCUUAACACUCUCAUCCGAGAUCUUCAAAAACGAUAUGAUGUGGGAGGACGCAUCGUCCUCACCACCACGAAACCGGCAGGCACUCUGUCUUGCGGUUCACUGGAUGCAACAGGCAGCAGAGAAUGGCGAUGAACUAGCCCAGACAAAAUUGAAAGAGCGACGUGCUGCUCGGCCAGGUGGAUGA
Molecule: messenger RNA, 4278 nt
Organism: Exophiala viscosa
Lineage: Eukaryota; Fungi; Ascomycota; Eurotiomycetes; Chaetothyriales; Herpotrichiellaceae
Exons: 3
Coding region: 1-4278 (1425 amino acids)
Molecular function (GO): protein binding
Source: RefSeq, a predicted model, not a curated record